CGGCUUUCUGCCUUGAUGCACGCGCUCCAAACACAACGCGGCGAAGCUGUCAUUGCUUUCCCAGUGCAGCGCAGGGCUGCAACGGUCUGGGCAUGCGCUGCUCUAGACCUCCCUAAAUCCGCAUUGUUCCCCACGAGACCUCUCAUUCUCACCUCUAUUCGCCGGGUCGAUUCUAGCCGGCGAUGGUGGCUUGGGCAGCAAUCCGGGGCACCGCUUUAGUUCUUAGUUUCCUCGCACCAACAUAUAGGGCGUUUGGUGGGCUUCAGCCAGCCUCAUUUGCUCCCUCCAUGGCUGUCGCAUGACAUUCGGGGUCCUCCUCGUACCCCGCGCCCGAACUUCCCCAUUCAAAUUUCAUCAGGAAUCAGACGCCGAGUAUCGUUUCCCCGGAUUCAGAAAGGGGAACAGAAAUCGUGCGAUUCCCGCACAGAAGAAAUGCCGGAGAUGCUUCGAUCUCAACACCAUCUGUGAAAACAACAGAACUGACCUUCAAACAACCUCCAACCGUUACUCAUAAAAGAUUGAUCGUCCCUUUCAGCUCGAACACUACCACUCAUUCGGGCGAUGGAUCCUUGUACCCAUGGAAAGGCUCCCCCAAAGCGCGGGAAGGCCUGCUAUCCCUGUACGACUGUGAGAACGAAGUGCGACGGUGUGCAGCCCUUCUGCGGGCCUUGCGUACGUGCGAAAUGGGAGGACGAUUGCGAAUACAUUAUCCACAGACAGAAGGCCAGGGUUCAGACCUUUCGGGAGCGAAUUCAGGAGCUAGAGGUAAAGAUACGAGUUUUCGAACAAGGCAAGGGUCAAGCAUCGAAGAAGAAGAUUAAAAAGUCUCGAGAAGCAACUCCGUCCACCUCAACCUCCGUGUCCUCGCAAAACUCGCGAUCAAUCUUUCCGUUUCCCUCUACCGGCUCUUCCGGCUCUUCCAUCCGAUCCACCCCUGCUCCACCCUCUUCGACCUGCUCCUCCUCCCCCCGAACCCAGGAAUCGACCGAGUUAUUUGUCCCGGAGUCUUUCGCCAAGGCCAUCCCGCUCAAUGUAGCCCGUCUCUUUUGGGAUACUUUUUUUGCGCACGCUGCCGACUUCUGCUUCUUUCUGGAUCUGGCCCUGAUAGAGUUCCGCCCUGUCGCUGAUCGCCCCGCCCACAUCAGCCCCGGACUCACAGCCACUAUCUAUCUGCUCUCAGUGCAUGUCUUGGCCCAUCCCGGUGUUGCCAAAUUGGAGUCCUUCCUGCUUGCCACUGCUUGCAAUCUGUUACUGAAGGAGCUCGCGAUACCCGGUGCCAACAUCGCUGAGAUUCUACAGGCGGAGCUGUUGCUCGCUCAAUAUUUCUUUGCUCGGGGGCGCAAUACUCAAGCUCGUUUUCACAUGUCCAUCGGCUUGGGUAUCGCGUUCGGCUGUGGGCUUCCCGAUAAAGCGUGUCCUGGCCUGGAUCCGAGACGAUCCCGGACAGCCUAUCUGUUCCUGCUAUCCCUUGAUAAUGCAUGGUCUGCAGCGCUGGGCUACACCCCCCACAAGUCGCUCUCUUCUGUCUCCCAUGGCUCCAAGAGCGAAGUGUUGAAUGAUCUGUGGAUGGUGUCUGGGUUUCCGGGGGAUGCCAUUGUGGUCACCAAGUCUGUGACUCUCUGGCAGAGCGUCGAGGAAUUACUCACCACACCCGUCCCAUCCGGCGAUCUCUUUGAGCGAUCGGAGAAUCUCGAGAAGUUGAUUCAGCUCUGGUUACUUGAGCUGGAUAACUAUGAGUCAGGAAACCGGGACGGUGGCGCCCUGAGCCGCGUGCUUCUCUUGGCGGGAACCAUUACCCACUACGCGUACAUGAAACUGCGUAGAUUGGCUUGGGUUCGGGAGACGCGGGAAGACCACUUGCGUUCCGCCUGCGCAAUCCUGUACAAAACUAUCACCGCGGUCGAAAAAGGAAGAAUCACGUACUUGAACCCACUCAUGGGGAAAAUCUGGUAUGGGGUAUAUGAGCUUCUUUCUGACGAAAUUUGUCAGAGGGGGGUUCUUGGUGAGGAUACAUCCGGGUUAAAACUAACAUUGCGUGCUGGACUUGAUGCCAUUUCAACUCUAUCAAGUACUUGUUGCUUUGCAAGGGAGUUCUCAGUAUUGGAUGUACCCUCAUGAUAUCUGAAUAGAGAGAUAUCAUCCUCUAAGAGGAUGAUAUCUCUCAGCUAUCUCUGCUGUCCAUAUCAUAAUGAAAGAUCCCCGCCGGAGUCCCGCAGGGCAAAUAAGACUACCGCCAGAGUUCCGCGGGGUCAAGUGGCACAACUGCUGGAUCUACAAUAGAAAUGCAUGGCCAAUAUCAACUUUGCGGUACCCAAUUGUGUAGACAACAAUCACCCAUAAGCCCUCAGUUGCACCCAAGUGAUGGUAAGACUCUGUUU
Mycena citricolor is the source of this 2378-nucleotide messenger RNA. Lineage: Eukaryota; Fungi; Basidiomycota; Agaricomycetes; Agaricales; Mycenaceae. The record is from the annotation of a GenBank genome assembly.